AUGGGAAAUGCUUCAGACACAUCUGCUGUGUUUGCCUCCACCAUCCCCAAGGAGCACGACAUCCUCAUGGGUUCACUCUACAGCGCAUUCUGUUUACUGUCCCUCAUGGGCAACUGCAUUUUGCUACUUGUUGCAUAUCACAAGCGGUCGACCUUGAAGCCAGCAGAGUUCUUCAUCAUCAAUCUCGCUAUCAGUGACCUUGGGAUGACGCUGUCUUUAUUCCCAUUGGCAAUACCAUCAUCUUUUUCACACAGGUGGCUGUUUGGAGAAACCACCUGUCAGCUCUAUGCUAUGUGUGGAGUGCUGUUUGGUCUAUGCAGCUUGACCAACCUCACAGCCCUCUCCUUAGUAUGCUGCCUUAAGGUCUGCUUCCCUAACUAUGGUAACAAGUUCUCCUCGUCACACGCCCGCCUCUUGGUGGUUGGAGUGUGGUGUUAUGCAUCUGUGUUUGCUGUCGGGCCGUUGGCUCAGUGGGGACAUUACAGUCCUGAACCUUACGGCACAGCCUGCUGCAUUGACUGGCAUGCACCCAACCACGAGCUUUCAGCUUUGUCUUACAUCAUCUGCCUUUUUGUCUUUUGCUAUGCACUGCCCUGCACCAUCAUCUUCCUCUCCUACACUUUCAUUUUGCUGACUGUGCGGGGGUCACGUCAGGCCGUCCAGCAGCAUGUGUCACCACAGACCAAGACCACCAAUGCGCACGCUCUAAUUGUCAAGCUGUCAGUAGCUGUAUGUAUAGGCUUCCUGGGUGCCUGGAGCCCGUAUGCUGUUGUGGCCAUGUGGGCUGCUUUCGGAGACGCCACCCAGGUUCCUCCUGAUGCAUUCGCCCUUGCUGCUGUGCUUGCCAAGUCAUCCACCAUCUACAACCCUAUGGUCUACCUGCUGUGUAAGCCAAACUUUCGUGAGUGUCUCUACAGAGACACGUCAGUGUUACGACAGAGGUUCUACAGGGGAAGUCCACAGUCAGAUCCGAAAGAACGCUUCGGAUCCACCUCGCAGCGCAACAAGGACGUGAGCAUCUCCACGCGGUUCUCAAACGGACAGCAGGAGAGCUAUGGGGCGUGUCUGCACUGCACUGAGAAUGCAGAGCUGUGUCACGUGACCACUCCCCAAAGGACGGCCUGCAUCCUGACUGGAUCCACCUACAGAGAGGUGACAGUCAGCCGGCUCCCAGCCAAACCACAGGCUGAAUUACUCUAG
Messenger RNA from Chelmon rostratus (copperband butterflyfish), 1200 nucleotides. It is a transcript of the gene opn7d, whose product is annotated as opsin 7, group member d. Bases 1 to 1200 code for a protein of 399 amino acids. Gene Ontology annotation, biological process: visual perception; G protein-coupled receptor signaling pathway. The record is from RefSeq and is a predicted model, not a curated record. The transcript is spliced from 5 exons. Gene Ontology annotation, molecular function: G protein-coupled receptor activity. Lineage: Eukaryota; Metazoa; Chordata; Actinopteri; Chaetodontiformes; Chaetodontidae. Gene Ontology annotation, cellular component: membrane.